Messenger RNA from Panthera uncia (snow leopard), 603 nucleotides. It is a transcript of the gene TPD52L3, whose product is annotated as TPD52 like 3. NCBI's taxonomy places the organism in Eukaryota, Metazoa, Chordata, Mammalia, Carnivora, Felidae. Gene Ontology annotation, cellular component: cytoplasm. The record is from RefSeq and is a predicted model, not a curated record. The coding region runs from base 1 to 603 and encodes 200 amino acids. The transcript is spliced from 3 exons.
AUGGGCCCACUACCCACCUUACACGAUCAUUGUGAUGUUGAACCACCACCCACAGUGUUAGAGUCCUUGCAGCUGACCCCAGGUUCCUUCCACUUCUGCCUUCAGCCAGAGUAUGACUCUCUCUACCAAGAAUUGGACCUGGACUCUCUUCAUGAAGAUCUUCAUUUCCAGUCCAUGCCAGGAACCAUGACAGAGACCUUGGCAAGCACACAUGAAUCCCACCCAACUGCUGAACUAGAGGAUCUCACAGAGGCUGAAGGAAAGGAGCUCAAAUCUGAGCUCACUAAAUUAGACGGGAAAAUUGUAACCUUACGCUGUGCCCUGGCAGCGAAAAAAAGACAUUGUAUGGAGCUCAAAAGAAAGCUGGGCCUCAUAACCUUGGUGGGGCUGAGGCAGAAUCUGUCCAAAAGCUGGCACGAUGUUCAAGUCUCCAAUGUCGACAUGAAACAAAAGAUGUCAGCUGCCCUGUCCACCAUGGGCUCUGCCAUCUGCAGGAAGCUUGGAGACAUGAAGAAGUCAGCCACAUCCAGAUCGUUUGAAGGUUCACCUAAGAUUCAGGUAUCCAGAGUUUUUAUUGAAGUUCCACUAUAUAGAUAUGAUUGA